Molecule: messenger RNA, 1434 nt
Organism: Penicillium atrosanguineum
Lineage: Eukaryota; Fungi; Ascomycota; Eurotiomycetes; Eurotiales; Aspergillaceae
Product: fungal specific transcription factor domain-containing protein
Exons: 4
Coding region: 1-1434 (477 amino acids)
Source: RefSeq, a predicted model, not a curated record
AUGAUCCAGAAGAACCGCAAUGUGGCCGUCACACCUCCGAAUGAAAACGCCCCAGUCUUGUCUCUUUUCGAUAAUGGAGUGUUAGGUUUUCGAAGAUCAGACGCGUCUCCGCCAAAUAUCACUUUGUAUAGCAGCACAAGUCGGGACUGGGAAAAGAUUCGCUACGAUCUCUUGGCCCUAUUACCAUCGCAGAGCACACUAGAAAGGCUCGGUGAAGCCAACAGCUGCUGGUGGCUAGUCCGCGCCCAGUGCUUCAAAGACUACGAGAAAUCCCUUCUUUCAAGCUCGCGGGUGGCCCUUUCAGACUUUCACCCCGCUAUGACGGCCAAAGCCCUUUUAUGGGUGGCGAUCUGUCUCCAGCAACUUCCACGAGGCUUCGACGUUGACUCAUUAGAACUUGGAUGUUCUCCGAAUGGACUCAUCGCGAAAUGCAUCAACAUUGUUGCAAUGUCUAUUAGCUCCGACGAGACAUUGAUAAUGAACAUUGAUGGACUAGAAUGUUUAGUUCUUCAAGGGAUAUUCUACAACAAUGAUGGGAAAUUACGGAGUGCCUGGUUGUCUUAUCGCCGAGCCCUCAACGUAGCUCAAAUUAUCGGGCUCCAUCGCCUUGCACCGGAGGCAGCGCAAGACUCUGAAUCUACAUCACGAGCAAGGCAUAUCUGGAAUCACAUCAUAUAUGCCGACCGAUACCUUUCUUUAAUGCUCGGCAUGUAUCAUGGCAUUACGGAUGUGGCGUUGGAUUCCCAGUGCGGCCUAAGCGAGAAACCAAAUACCUCUAUGGAUCUCCUUUGUUGCAUAGCUGGAUCUAUUAUUGAACGGAAUCAAAGGCUUACUCAGGUUACUCCUGCGAUGGCCUUUACUGCUGCCGUCACUCUUAUGAUCAAUCUCCUAGGACCAAAGGGGCGACCUCGGUCCAGCUCUGAUGACUGGCUCGCCGUUGAGGGCGUUAUGGCAAUCCUGGAGAAAUUGGCCGAGGGACAACCCCCUGAUAAGGUAGCAACUCGUGGACUUGUUGUCCUCCAGACACUCAAGGAUGUUGCGAGAGGAAAUAAACCGACACAAAUUGGCGCUCCAGAAGGACUCUCCACGGAUGACAAAGAACCCGGUCGCAUCAAAAUUGACAUCCCAUACUUCGGUACUAUUAGCCUUGUUUGCGGUAUGCGCAGUGAUCCUUCAGAGCAACAGGAGCCGGAUAAUGUUCCACCACAUCCGCUGUUAUUCGAUACUGGGAUUGCUGUCAAUACUGCGCCGUCGUCACAGAUGGGGAUCAUUCCAGAGCUGAGCACCACACAGGUCCAGUUCACGGACAUUGUGCAUUGGCCUGAAACCCGCUUGGAAAUAGGACCUAACGACAUUUGGACGUUUGGUACAGGACUGGCCGCAUCACCUCCGUUCCUACCUGACUUUGGAGAUGACUGGGACUUAGGAUUCUAA